GAACGCUUGGUGGAGAGACGCUGCCCUUGGGCCCUUGGAUGCUGCGCUCUUACUAAAAUGCUAGUUCCUGCAUUGUUUUAUUUAGUUCAGGAGAAGAAUUGAAGUGAAAAAAGCUGUAAUACUAAACAUAAAAAUGGAUUUGCCACAGCCUCCACCAGAUCCAGAAAGAAGAAACAUAAUUGACAAGCUAGCCCAGUUUGUGGCCAGGAAUGGACCUGACUUUGAAGCCAUGACAAAGGCCAAGCAAAAAGACAACCCAAAGUUCAGCUUUCUGUUUGGAGGAGACUACUUCAAUUACUACCAGUAUAAAGUCACCACUGAGCAAGCCAUUCGCAAACAGCGAGACGUUCGCGGCGGCGGGCCUCAGCCUUCGGAUGGGGGUGCUGGGAUGGACAGCCGCUGGGCACCUCCCGGUCCGCCCGGCCCGCCCGGCCCGCCCGCCGGACAGGGCGGCUACGGGCCGCCCCAGUACCAGCACGGCUACGGCGGCGCGCCGCCCUACGGGGGCCCGCCGCCGCCGCCGCACCAGCACCGCUACGACCAGUACGGCCCGGGUCCGGGCUACGGCCCGCCGCCGGGCGACUACGGCCCCCCGCCCAGCGACUACGGCCCCCCGCCGCCGCAGGCGCCGCCGCCGGCCGCCAUUCCGCCGCACAUACAGCAACAGCAGCAACAACAGCAACAGCAGCAGCAGCAGCAGCAGCAGGCUCCGGCGCCGGCGCCGGCGGCCACUGGCGCAAACGCGGAGAGCAUCACCCAGCAGCUGCAGCAUCUGACGGAUCAGAUCACCCAGUCAGAGCAGAACCUGAGCGCCCAGCAACAGGUGCUGAUGCAGCAGCAGAGCCAGCAGUCGGAUGACGCCAUCCGGCGGGCCCAGGAUGAGCAGGUAAUGGAGCUGGCCAGAGAGACGGGCAUCUCGCCCGAGGAGUUUGACCAGGUGCUCGAGCCCAUCAUCAGCUCCUGCACCAAGGACGGCAUCUCGCACGGCAAGCAGUGGAUCUUCGCCAAGGCCCAGUCGGACCGGCACAGCCUGUUCCUGGCGCGCUACCUGCUGAGGAGAGUGUUGGCGCCAGGAGUUUCAUUCAACCUGAAGCUGCACAUCAUCUACUUACUAAACGACGUACUCCACCAUUGCGUGCGUAAGAACGUGAACGGUCUGCACCAGUGUCUGGAGUCGGUGGUGGUGCCCAUGUUCUGCAACACCAUGCUGGCAGCGAACCAGGAGCAGAAGGCCAAGCUGAACAAGCUGCUGACACUCUGGGAGUCGAAGGCCAACUAUUUCUCCGAGUCUGCGCUGUCCCAGCUGAAGGAGGCGCCCGCCUCGUGGCAGGCGUACCAGGCCGACCUGGUGGAGCAGCACGCGGCGCCGCUGGCCGCCCUCUCGGCCGCCAGCCAACAGCAGCUGGCCAGCUACAAGCAGCAGCACGAGGCGUUCGUGCAGCACGCGCUGCAGCAGAUCCAGCAGCUGCAGCAGCAGCUCGAGCUGGAGCAGCAGGCGGCCCAGCAGGUGCCGCUGGUGGACCUGAGCAGGCCGCCGCCCGGCUUCAACGACGAGCCGGCGUCGGUGACGGAGGACGACCUGGUGCCGUCGGUGCCCUACUUCGACCUGCCCGCCGGGCUCAUGGUGCCUAUGAUCAAGACGGAGGCUCACACAUACCGCUCUCUGGACCGGCGUCUCGCUCUAACUCCCCCCUUGUGCCUCUCCAGACGGAGGCCCACACGUACCGCUCGCUGGACCCGGCGGCGAUCCGUUUGCCGCCGCCGGCGCCGCCCACCGAGCGCCUGCUGGCCGCCGUGGAGGCUUUCUACGCGCCGUCCAGCCACGACCGGCCGCGCAACAGGAACCUGCGCCCCGAGGACCUGCCCAACAGGAGGGACCGGGACGGCUGGGAGCAGCUGGCGCUCUACGAGUUCUACAAGGCCAAAAAGGCCGCCUGGCGCAAAAAGGAACAGGAGGUGGAGGAGGGCGAGCGCGAGGAGUCGCCGCCGCUCUCCCCGAUCCGCUCGCCCUCGCCGUCUCGCUCGCCGUCGCCCGUUAAGGAGCGCCGAUACUGCAGCGUAUCUCCGGAGCCGGAGGAGCGCAGUCGCCGGCGGCGCCGCAGCCGCUCCGGAUCCGGAUCGCGGUCCGGCUCCGGCUCCGGGUCCCGCUCCCGGAGCCCCUCUCCGUCACGAGACACGGACCGACGCAGCCCGACGCCUCCCAGCUUCGCCGGGUUCGGCAGCACGGCGCCGGCCGUUAACGUCUCCCAGCGACUGGACGAGACCAACAAGGGCCACCAGCUGCUCAAGGCCAUGGGCUGGGGCGGCGCCGGCCUCGGCAGCAAGGAGCAGGGCAUCGCCGAACCCAUCUCGGGCGGGGAGGUGCGGGACAAACAAGACCAGUACAAAGGCAUCGGCGUCAACAUGCACGACCCCUACGAAAACUUCCGCAAGAGCAAGGGCCAGGCGUUCAUCUCUCGGAUGAAGGAGCGCCAGGAGGAGAUGCUGCUACCGGUGCCGCCCAAGCCGAGCUAGCUGCCCUGUGUCCGGGAACGGGACGGCUGCCCGUGCGGUGGACGUGGCUCCGUGAGCCCGCUGUGAUCGAGCCGGCCGUCCCGGUCCCAUGUGGGGAUUUCUGCUGUCCCGUCCUGUGGAGAUGUGCUGGCGAAUUACUGUGACUGGGAGACCCGGGCGUACUGCCGCUCUCAGAUGUUUACGAGCUGUCGCGAGUUUGCACUUUGGCGCGGUGGUCUGAAGUGCAACGAUAAAGUGGCGUGGCCGCCUGCAUUGCUGGUGUGCGAUCACAACGGUCGUGCUGGAUUGGUGUCCAAUGUGUUAAUAUAUCAUCAUCAUCUUGGA
Messenger RNA from Amphibalanus amphitrite, 2838 nucleotides. Its product is annotated as calcium homeostasis endoplasmic reticulum protein-like. Gene Ontology annotation, biological process: RNA processing; intracellular calcium ion homeostasis. Gene Ontology annotation, molecular function: RNA binding. NCBI's taxonomy places the organism in Eukaryota, Metazoa, Arthropoda, Thecostraca, Balanomorpha, Balanidae. Gene Ontology annotation, cellular component: perinuclear region of cytoplasm. Bases 134 to 2464 code for a protein of 776 amino acids. The transcript is spliced from 15 exons. The record is from RefSeq and is a predicted model, not a curated record.